This is a messenger RNA of Alosa alosa (allis shad), 1179 nucleotides long. It is a transcript of the gene uraha, whose product is annotated as urate (5-hydroxyiso-) hydrolase a. Gene Ontology annotation, molecular function: hydroxyisourate hydrolase activity. Gene Ontology annotation, biological process: purine nucleobase metabolic process. Bases 573 to 995 code for a protein of 140 amino acids. Lineage: Eukaryota; Metazoa; Chordata; Actinopteri; Clupeiformes; Clupeidae. The transcript has 4 exons. The record is from RefSeq and is a predicted model, not a curated record.
AGCUGAGGUAGGCUACCCACCAUCAUAUAGCCUACCACAAGAUGGCAGUGCACAUUCAGUGCCAAAAUCACUGAAAUUCCAGUCUUCCUACUUGUUUUGUAUUGAAGAAAACUGUAGGAUUACCUUCAUCGCAAGGUGAGGCAGUAAUGCUGUGAUUUUAAAGUACAUGGCUAACCAAACGCAUUCGUUUGCAAUAGCUUUGCAUUAUAAACAUUUUGAAAGUAAUUGCAAAAUGGUUACUUACCACAUUUAAACUGCAAGCUAAAGCUUACCCAAGAAGGCCCAUAUGUGUUACGAAACUGUUGAAAUUUGGCUGGGUGGUAUCAUUGCCUGUCAGUCUGCAGGUGAACCAACCUGAGGUCGUUUGCCCCUGGUCCAUACGCCUGUGUUGGACUUUUUUGUUUUCCUGUAAUAGUAAUCGUCCGAAAAGGAUUUAUUUUAUUUGGCGUAAACUCUGCCGUUUAGCCAGUGUGUAUCCUUACAGUAGCCUGAAGAGUUGGAUAAAUUACGUCAAUCUCCAAAACAAAGCAGCUUCAACAAUAUCAAGGAAGUCAGUCAGCUGACUCUUUCGGAUGACUUCUCAACGUUUACAGCAUAUAAAGGAUCAUAUAUUGGCUGCGAAUACGUGUACGGAAAUGGCCACGCCUCCGCCAAGCCCCCUUUCAACCCAUGUGCUCAACACAGGCCGGGGUGUCCCUGGGGCUGGUAUGGCCUUGAGUCUGCAUCGUCUUGACCCCUGCACUGAGACCUGGAACCUUCUCAUCUCAGGGGCAACCAAUGAUGAUGGACGCUGCCCAGGCCUCAUAACAAGAGAGGCUUUUAUACCUGGAGUUUAUAAGAUGCGCUUUGAGACAGGACAGUACUGGAAGGGGCUGGGUGAGACUUGUUUUUACCCAUAUGUUGAGAUAGUCUUUACAAUAACGGAUCCUUCUCAGAAAUUCCAUGUGCCCCUUUUGCUCAGCCGCUUCUCGUACAGCACCUACAGAGGCAGCUAGAGGCCGCUAGAGGCCGCAAGGCAAGUCUCCUGGGUGUAUUGACCAAACCAUACUUUGACAUGGUCAAGUUCUGGAAACCUUUGGAUGGCUGAAAUUAAAACCACUCAUAGGCCACUUGUAACUGACACUGUAGGCUUACCAGCAUGUGUUAAGAUGAAAUUGAAUAAUAAAAAAAUACACACAU